Molecule: messenger RNA, 688 nt
Organism: Paramecium sonneborni
Lineage: Eukaryota; Ciliophora; Oligohymenophorea; Peniculida; Parameciidae
Source: the annotation of a GenBank genome assembly
AUUUUGUAUGGAUUCUUAAAAGAAGCCCAUCUAAAUAUUUAAGAUUUUAUUUAUUGGAAAUUCUCCUUCUGGCAAAUCAUCCUUUAUAAUUCGAUAUUCUGACAAUGAAUUUAGAGAAAAUUAUAUUUAAACAAUGGGUUUAGACUUUAGGUUAAAUAUAGUUGAGUUGAAGGGUAAAUAAAUUAAAUUACAGGUACUUUUUAUAUUUAUUAAGAUGUGGGAUACAGCCGGAGAGAAAAGAAUGAGAUCUUUAACAACAACAUAUUAUAAUGGAGCCCUUGGUGUUUUUAUUUUUUAUGAUUUGACUAAUAGAUAGUCAUUUGUUGAUGUCUUGAAAUGGAUAGAAGGUUAGAUUUUCUUUUAAUUAAUGAUAGAAGUUGAGUAGCAUUCAAAUAAAAAUAUCAUAAAAAUGUUAGUUGGAAACAAGUCUGAUUUGAUUAAUAGUAGAGAAGUUUUGUUUGAAGAAGGAUAAAAGCUUGCUGAUGAAAAAGGGAUGUUUUUUAUAGGUAAUCUUAAGUAUAAUUUAAAAUAGAAACAUCAGCAUAGAAUGGAAAUAAUGUAAAAUAAGCAGUUUUAAUUUUAUCUAAUGCAAUUUUAACAAAGUAAGAAGAACUUUAAAAGUAAGAAGAACUUUAAAAGUAAGAAGAACUUUAAAAUUAAGAAGAACAAUAAUUAUGAUUAGGCAUGG